AUGAUUGCAGAGUUGGUGAGCAGCGCUCUGGGGCUCGCCUUGUAUCUCAACACCCUGAGUGCGGAUUUCUGCUAUGAUGACAGCCGUGCUAUCAAGACGAACCAGGACCUUCUCCCAGAAACCCCCUGGACCCACAUUUUCUACAAUGACUUUUGGGGGACCCUGCUCACCCACAGCGGCAGCCACAAGUCCUACCGGCCCCUUUGCACUCUUUCUUUCCGCCUAAACCAUGCCAUCGGAGGGCUGAAUCCCUGGAGCUACCAUCUGGUCAAUGUGCUGUUGCACGCGGCUGUCACUGGUCUCUUCACAAACUUCUCUAAGAUCCUUCUGGGGGACGGGUACUGGACCUUCAUGGCUGGCUUGAUGUUCGCCUCUCACCCCAUCCACACGGAGGCAGUGGCCGGAAUCGUGGGCCGGGCUGAUGUGGGGGCCAGCUUCUUCUUCCUCCUGUCCUUGCUCUGCUACAUGAAACACUGCUCUACAAGAGGCUCCUCGGCCAGGACCUGGGGCUGGUUCCUGGGGACGGGCAUGUGCGCCGGAUGCAGCAUGUUAUGGAAGGAGCAAGGAGUCACGGUCUUGGCAGUUUCCGCCGUUUAUGACAUCUUUGUCUUUCACAGACUGAAAAUGAAACACAUCUUACCCACCAUCUACAAAAGGAAGAACUUGUCUCUUUUUCUCAGCAUUAGUUUGUUAACUUUCUGGGGAACCUCCCUUUUGGGUGCCCGUUUAUACUGGAUGGGAAACAAACCACCAAGCUUUUCCAACUCUGACAACCCAGCUGCUGAUUCGGACAGCCUCCUGGCUCGCACGCUCACCUUCUUCUACUUGCCAACCAAGAACCUUUGGCUGUUGCUAUGCCCAGAUACCCUCAGUUUUGAUUGGUCAAUGGAUGCCGUGCCUCUGCUCAAAACAAUUUCUGAUUGGAGAAACUUGCACACUGUGGCCUUCUAUACUGGACUCUUCCUCCUCGCCUACUAUGGUUUGAAGAGCCCAAGCCUAGGAAGAGAAUGCAACGGGAAGUCUGUAACAAAUGGAAAGCAGAAUGCAAAUGGACAUAGCUGCCAUUCAGAGGUGGAGUAUGGGAACUCAGAGAUUAAACCCAGCUUUGCAUCCAAAGUAGAAAAUGGCAUUAGAAACAAUGCAUCGCAGAGAACACAGCUUCCUUCUACGGAGAACAUAGUUGUUCUGUCUUUAUCUUUGUUAAUAAUACCCUUUGUUCCUGCCACGAACCUGUUUUUCUAUGUCGGCUUUGUAAUUGCAGAGCGAGUAUUGUAUAUUCCUAGUAUGGGCUUUUGCCUCCUCAUUACAGUGGGUGCCAGAGCCCUUUAUGUCAAAGUCCAAAAGAGGUUUCUCAAGAGCUUGAUUUUUUAUGCUACAGCUGCAUUAAUUGUUUUCUAUGGACUCAAGACGGCAAUCAGGAACGGAGACUGGCAGAAUGAGGAAAUGCUGUAUAGGUCAGGGAUAAAAGUAAACCCAGCUAAAGCGUGGGGUAACCUUGGAAAUGUUCUCAAGAGUCAGAGCAAAAUUUCUGAAGCUGAAAGCGCCUAUAGAAAUGCUUUGUAUUACCGAAGCAACAUGGCUGACAUGCUUUAUAAUUUAGGGUUACUUCUACAAGAGAACAGCAGGUUUGCAGAAGCACUACAUUAUUAUAAAUUGGCGAUUGGGAGCAGGCCUACACUGGCUUCUGCAUAUUUAAACACAGGUAUUAUUCUAAUGAACCAAGGAAAGACAGAAGAAGCCCGACGCACAUUCCUGAAGUGCUCUGAGAUCCCUGAUGAAAACCUAAAGGACCCUCAUGCCCACAAGAGCUCGGUCACCAGCUGUCUGUACAACCUGGGGAAACUCUAUCAUGAGCAGGGACACUAUGAGGAUGCCCUUAGUGUAUACAAGGAAGCAAUUCAGAAAAUGCCUAGGCAAUUUGCCCCACAGAGCUUGUACAACAUGAUGGGUGAAGCAUACAUGCGAUUAAGCAUGCUCCCUGAAGCAGAGCAUUGGUAUAUGGAAUCACUGAGAUCCAAGACUGACCACAUCCCUGCUCAUCUUACCUAUGGGAAACUGCUUGCUCUAACAGGUCGUAAGAGUGAGGCUGAAAAGUUCUUCUUGAAGGCUAUUGAGCUGGACCCCACCAAAGGAAACUGUUACAUGCAUUAUGGUCAGUUUCUUCUGGAGGAAGCCCGCCUCAUAGAAGCAGCUGAGAUGGCGAAAAAGGCAGCUGAGCUGGACAGCACUGAGUUCGAUGUUGUCUUCAAUGCUGCCCACAUGCUCAGACAGGCUAGCCUCAAUGAAGCAGCUGAGAAGUAUUAUGAUCUGGCAGCCAGACUGCGGCCUAAUUAUCCGGCUGCUCUGAUGAACUUGGGAGCCAUCCUGCACCUCAACGGCCGGCUUCAGAAGGCUGAGGCCAACUACCUGCGGGCGCUACAGCUCAAGCCGGAUGACAUCAUCACACAGUCCAAUCUCCGAAAACUCUGGAACAUCAUGGAAAAGCAAGGCUUGAAGACUUCCAAGACCUGA
Messenger RNA from Rangifer tarandus platyrhynchus (Svalbard reindeer), 2511 nucleotides. The record is from the annotation of a GenBank genome assembly. Lineage: Eukaryota; Metazoa; Chordata; Mammalia; Artiodactyla; Cervidae.